CGAGCACAGACGUGUCUUUCUUGGAAACCCGUCUCUCUACAACGUAACCGUUACAGUAAAAAAAAAAACCUCUUUUUUUUAAUCAACUUAUAAAAACUCUCACAGAAUCUCUGUCUCAUCCUUCCUCACCAUCAUGGCUAUCUCCAUCUACUUCUCUCUCCUCCUCAUCUUCCUUUCUCACUUCCCUUCCUCACAUGCAGAGCCAUUCAUCGGAGUAAACAUCGGCCAAGUCGCCGACAACCUCCCUCCGCCUACAGAAACCGUCAAGCUCCUCAAGUCCUCUUCUAUCGAGAAAGUGAGGCUCUACGGCGCCGAUCCCGCCAUCAUCAAAGCUUUGGCCGGAACCGGUAUCGGCAUCGUCAUCGGCGCCGGUAACGGAGACAUUCCUUCCCUCGCCGCCGAUCCUAACGCCGCCUCCCAAUGGAUCAACUCCAACGUCCUCCCUUUUUACCCCGCCUCCAAAAUCAUCCUCAUCACCAUCGGCAACGAGGUGCUGAUGUCGGGCGAUCCGAAUCUAGUGAACCAGCUACUCCCGGCGAUGCAAAACGUCCAAAAAGCACUCGAGGCGACGUCGCUCGGCGGGAAGAUCAAGGUGUCGACGGUGCACUCGAUGACGGUGCUUGGCAGCUCGGACCCGCCAUCUUCGGGUUCGUUUGCGCCCGGUUCUCAAGCCGGUUUAAAGGGGAUUCUACAGUUCCUGAGCGACACUGGAUCGCCUUUCACUAUUAACCCGUACCCGUUCUUCGCUUAUCGAGAUGACACGAGACCCGAAACGCUUGCGUUUUGCCUCUUCCAGCCUAAUCCGGGUCGAGUUGACGGUAACACCGGAAUCAAGUACAUGAACAUGUUCGAUGCUCAGGUAGAUGCGGUUCACUCGGCUUUGAAAUCGAUGGGAUUCGAGAAGGUGGAGAUCGUGGUGGCGGAAACAGGAUGGCCUUCACGAGGAGACCCAAACGAAGUUGGACCGAGCGUGGAUAAUGCUAAAGCAUACAACGGAAACUUAAUAGCUCAUCUAAAGUCAAUGGUUGGCACACCUCUCAUGCCUGGGAAGUCCGUGGACACUUACAUCUUCGCACUCUAUGACGAGAAUCUAAAGCCUGGACCAUCUUCAGAACGUGCCUUUGGGCUUUUCAAAACCGACCUUUCCAUCGCCUAUGAUGCAGGCCUUGCCAAGAGUAGCGGUAGUAGCAGCAACAGUAGUAGUCAGACGCCAUCAGGCAAAGUGACGUCGACGGGGUGGUGUGUACCGAGGAAUGGUGCGACGGAUCAGCAGUUGCAAGCGAGCUUGGAUUGGGCGUGCGGACAAGGAAUAGACUGUGGGCCGAUACAACCAGGAGGAGCUUGUUUCGAGCCAAACAAUGUGGCUUCACAUGCAGCUUUUGCCAUGAAUAUGUAUUUCCAAAAGUCUCCUAAAAAGCCUACGGACUGUGAUUUCUCUCAGACCGCAACACUAACCUCCCAGAACCCUAGUUAUAACAGCUGUGUCUAUCCUGGAGGAGGAGGAGCAGGAAGUACAGGAGUAAUGAACAAAUAUGUGAGCUCAGACAAAUUAGAGAGUAAACAGAAUGGAGCAGUUGAACCAAAAGUUUAUUCUUCUCUAUCUUUUCUACUCAUCUUUGUUGUGUCCCUAAUCUUCCAUGUUAAUAUGUAAUGGGCAUAAUUAGCUUCUUGAGGGUAGUUAAAUUAUCUACUCCCACUUCUUGUUUUCUCCCUCCCUCCUUCGUAUGAGUCCUGUAAUCAAAGCUGUUAUUAGUUAUAUAUAAAACUAGGAUCGCCUACGGGCGGGUUGUGAAAUAUAAAACGAUCUUGAAGCUAAAGUAUAAGUAUAUUAAACCUUGGUUGUUCAUA
Molecule: messenger RNA, 1848 nt
Organism: Brassica napus (rape)
Lineage: Eukaryota; Viridiplantae; Streptophyta; Magnoliopsida; Brassicales; Brassicaceae
Product: glucan endo-1,3-beta-glucosidase 7
Exons: 6
Coding region: 134-1651 (505 amino acids)
Biological process (GO): carbohydrate metabolic process
Cellular component (GO): plasma membrane
Molecular function (GO): hydrolase activity, hydrolyzing O-glycosyl compounds
Source: RefSeq, a predicted model, not a curated record